CCAUAACUGAUUAUAAAAAUCGUUAUUGUGUCAUUGAUACUUUUACCAAAGUAGACGAUCUAAAUUCUUCUUUCCACAGCGUCUACGUCCUCCCUCUGGAUCAGAGAGAAUGAGAGAAUGAAAGGGGGAGUGACGGAGAGAAGGUAGAAGCAGUCCCAGACGUAAACAGGCGGUAAACCGGUGCGGAGAUGGCGGCGUGGCUGUCCCGGCUGUCUCCGGGCGACGCCUGGUACCACAUGUCCUCCCGCCUGCUGCGGACCAAACCUGUGGGCUCGAUGGCGACCGGCGCCGACGACCUCAGCGAGCUCGGGGAGGGGUCGGCGGCGGCCGGGCUCGCCAAGGUCCUGACCACCGUGGACCUGGUGUCGCUCGGGGUGGGCAGCUGCGUCGGCACGGGGAUGUACGUGGUCGCCGGGCUGGUUGCCAAGGCGAUGGCCGGGCCGGGCGUCAUCCUGUCCUUCAUCAUCGCAGCGGUGGCGUCCAUACUGUCAGGUGUGUGCUACGCAGAGUUCGGCGUCCGCGUCCCGAAGACGACCGGCUCGGCCUACACCUACAGCUACGUGACGGUCGGGGAGUUUGUGGCGUUUUUCAUCGGCUGGAACCUGAUCCUGGAGUAUCUGAUCGGCACGGCCGCCGGGGCGUCGGCUCUCAGCAGCAUGUUCGACUCCCUGGCCAAUCACAGCAUCAGCAACUACAUGAUAACACACCUGGGCACGCUCAGAGGACUCGGUAAAGGUGAGGACACGUACCCAGACCUGCUGGCCCUCUUCAUCGCCCUGCUGGUCACCGUCAUCGUCGCUCUCGGCGUGCGCAACUCCGUGGUCUUCAACAACGUCCUGAACGUGGUCAACCUGGUGGUCUGGGUCUUCAUGGUCAUCGCCGGGCUCUUCUUCCUGUCCGCCAGCAACUGGGAGGGGGGGAACUUCCUGCCCUACGGAUGGUCCGGGUGUCUCAUGUAA
Molecule: messenger RNA, 959 nt
Organism: Etheostoma cragini (Arkansas darter)
Lineage: Eukaryota; Metazoa; Chordata; Actinopteri; Perciformes; Percidae
Product: probable cationic amino acid transporter
Exons: 4
Coding region: 189-959 (256 amino acids)
Biological process (GO): amino acid transport; transmembrane transport
Cellular component (GO): plasma membrane
Molecular function (GO): amino acid transmembrane transporter activity
Source: RefSeq, a predicted model, not a curated record